AUAAUGCUAGGCAACCAAAGUUUUAUUUUGUAGUCAAUCUGACAUGUAGGUGAAUAAUUUGAAAUUGUGUUUAAUUUUUUUUUCUAAAAUGCAUUAAGUACUGUGGAUUUUGAGGCAAUCAAAACCAAAUUGGUUUCUAGUACAACAUAUGAAGGGACCGCAACAGAUUGGAAUACCAUUUUGAACAAUGAAGACCCCUCACCCCAGAUUUUUCGAUGAGGUCCUGGACGCCAUAGCGACGCUUAAGGACGCCAGGGGUACACCAGCAAAAAGAGUAAUUGAAAAAGUCGAAAGGAACCUUUCGAAGAAAGCAUCAUUCAAAAACCCAGCCGCCCAGAUCCAAAAAGCACUGAAAUUCGGAGUGGAUAAAGGACUGAUAACGGAAAGUGGGGGACAUUUCAAACUGGGGCUUAACAAUAAAGAAUACAAGCUUUAUAAGGAUUUCAAACGGAUGUCUGGCUCUGGGCUAAGUAGAGAACACAAAAGAAGAGGAGGAAAAAGGAAACGACGUAGGAGCCGAAGAAGGGGAAGGAGGAGGUCCAGGAAAGGCAGUUUGGAUGAAGCUGGAGACUCGGAUCUGGAGGUUUCCGAUAGCAGAUCAGAUAGUUAUAUUCCCGAAGAUAGAAGUCGGGGAAGAAGAAGACGCAGACGCAGGGCAAGAAGAGGAAGAAGAAGACACGCUGAUAAAACUACAUCAAAUGAAAGCAUCAAAAGCGACAAAUCUAACGAGCCAAGUCCAAAAUCGUCGAAAGAUUCUAUGGACAAACCAGAAAAAGAACCGAAAAACAUAGACAGGAAGAACGAAGGAGAUCCAGAUGGGGGUGCCAAUCAGUUUCCUGAACCAACUCAAGAUCAUGGAUACUACGAGAGUCGGGGUUGUUUCCGUAAUAGGGACAAUUCUGGCAAAUGCUAUGACUAUGACUGUCCAGAGAAUUGCAACUGUCGCCGAAUGACCUAAUCUUGUCCUGACACGUCUUCAUGAUCGAAUCUUGUUUAUAAAUUAUUAGUGAGAAAUAAAAUUCUAAAUAAAAUACUUCUUGUGAACAGU
Molecule: messenger RNA, 1048 nt
Organism: Phaedon cochleariae (mustard beetle)
Lineage: Eukaryota; Metazoa; Arthropoda; Insecta; Coleoptera; Chrysomelidae
Source: the annotation of a GenBank genome assembly